AUGAGAAAGAGGUUGACGGACACAAGAGAAGAACGAUCUGCGGUACCGAUAAAAUCCUCCUGUGAGACUAAAGGAAAUAUUCGCAAUCCCGGGAUAUGGACAAGUUGGAAUGUUCAAUCAACACUCACCAACCGUAAGACCCACGCGCCUGUAGAUGUCUCAAUUACUUUACGCAAACCUCACCUUGUUCUAUGCGGUACCCCCUCUAGAAGCGGAAGGUCGUUACAAGGCCAAGCUGUAUAUCUUCUACCCUCUCGGAAGAAACAAGCGGCAUCCCAUGACCUGUACCUGAAUGUCACUGCUAGACUAGCAACAACGGGAUCUAAAUUCGCAGCUUCCGGAAACGAUGUCGGAGCCGACCUAUCUGCAGCCGUCUUGCAGAAAUUAGAGUGCGCGCUCCGAUUGUUCAACAUAGGGCAAAAGGCUCAUGAGAGGGGAGUGUGCUUAUCGCGGCUUAUCAUUGGUGCGCGGGGUAAUGUGGACAAUGCCAAUCAUCGCUGCUUGGUUGUGCCUCAGGGUAGCUCGGGAGGGAGAUCUGAGGGCUUAGAUUUGCGGUUUGGUGUCGUGGCGAAUUGUGAGAUCAGUGGUGGAAGGAGAAAUCAGGGUAACAUGCAAGAGAACUUCGUUUGGCCAUUGUUUGACACAUCAAAUAACCAGUGCUAA
Messenger RNA from Lindgomyces ingoldianus, 663 nucleotides. RefSeq lists its product as uncharacterized. The record is from RefSeq and is a predicted model, not a curated record. The transcript has 7 exons. NCBI's taxonomy places the organism in Eukaryota, Fungi, Ascomycota, Dothideomycetes, Pleosporales, Lindgomycetaceae. The coding region runs from base 1 to 663 and encodes 220 amino acids.